AUGGACCAACCUCUGACGGUCAACGCGCCUGCAGCGUCGACCAAGCGCUCCAACCUGCGCUUCGUGCCCACGUUGCUGCGUAAGAACUGGCUGCUCAAGCGCAAACAUCCCGUGGCUCUACUGUUCGAGGUACUCACGCCCGUGCUCUUCAUCGUCGUCAUGGACCUCGUUCGCACCACCAGUAGCGACGAUACUGUGCCCUCAGGGUUCACCACGGGCACCACGUCGUAUAAUCUCUUCAAUCCUUCGGGUUGGUCACUGGUGGGGGCUUACAAUACACCAAAGUUCGCCACACCCGAGACUACACUCUCCGGACUCAUGCUACACUUGGCCUACAAGUCAUUCGACUACGGUAGACUGAUGAAGACCUUCACGUCUGCUAACCGCUCCAUCUGUGAGCGUGAGCUGGCGUUAGGAGGUCGCGUGAGUCUCAACACGUCGUCUCCGUACUCACUCCCGUCCGAGUGUGAAGGUCGCGUGUCGCCGUAUAAAUUCGCCAUUGCACCGGAUAACGACUUCACGAGGAACUAUUUCUUCGAAACCAUCAAGUUGUGGUAUCCUACUGUCGUUCUCAAUGACUCCUCGUCUGAUUACUCGCUUGUGAUCCCGUCUUUUGAAGACAGCACAGUCUUCUUUGACACGGAAGAUGCUUUGGAGGACUACGUCGAGUCUUCGGACUACGCUAAGACCGAAACACAGCCACGUAUCUUCGGAGCUAUCGUCUUUACGAACUACCCUACAACCAUCGGUGAGCCUGCUUCUGUUGAGUACACACUACGACUCAACUCGACGUAUGUUGGGGAUAGUGAGACGAAUCGAUACAUCCCUCAAACUAUUGGAGGUGACGGUGCUUCGUUGUGGGAUUCGGUGGAUCGUAAGCUCGAAACUACGGACUACCAGCAGUACACUACGAAUGGCUUCAUGACGCUACAGACCCUCGUCACACGGUUCGUCAACUGUUUACCCGACUGGGAUAACAGCUCCAAGACCACGACAGGAUCUUGUCAGAUUAACGCCUCCACGGCAGUAUCGACGGACGAUUUGGACCAGCGACUACUGGAGACUGUGGUUAAUGACCCUGCGACCAAGACCGCAGGUGUUUUAUUCAAUGCCUUGAUGGGAGAAUCGUCUCCGCUCAGCUCUGACUUGGAUGAUGACGCACGUGAAGCUCUACUGACUCCACUGCGUCAGGCUCCUCAACCGUAUUUGGGGUCACUAACGACGCCGUUUCCUAUCAACACUCACGCUUCGUCGUCUUUCUACGAUGCAGUCACGGACGCCUUCCCGAUCUUCUUCAUACUAACGUACUUGCAUCCGUUGUCCAAGAUCCUCGUCGGUUUGAUGUCUGAAAGAGAGACGCGUUCUCGUGAGCUUAUGAAGAUCUUAGGUGUCAAGGAGUCCAGCAUCGUCAUCUCGUGGUAUAUCACGUACAUCGUCAUCCUGUUCGUGAGCUGCGUGCUGCAGACUCUCGCGGCUAUAGCCAAGCUCUUCCCGAACACGAACGCGGUAUUGCUGUUCCUCUUCUUCUUCCUGUUCAGUAUCAGUGUACUGGGUUUCGCCUUCAUGAUCAGCUCCGUGUUUUCCAAAUCGCGUACUGGUGUCUACGUGGGCUUCAUCCUGUUCUUCAUCAUGUACGGCGUGAGUGGAGCUUACGACGAUUCGUCGGCGGAAUCGUCCAAGAACGUCGCGUGUAUACUGGCCCCAGUCGGACUUGUUUUCGGUAUCAACUCGCUCUCAGCCGCUGAGACUUCACAAGUGGGGAUUUCCUUCUCGACUGCCUCACAACGGAUCAACAACUUCCGAUUCUCUACGGCUCUCUGGUACUUCGCAUUCGACACGAUAUUGUACACACUACUGGGGCUAUAUUUCGAGAAAGUUAUCCCUAAAGAGUACGGUAUGCCGGAGAAGUGGUACUUCCCGUUGCGUCCUUCGUACUGGAGGAAGUCCAGGAAGUUCGUGACCGUAUUGAACGAGAACGAUUCAGCUGUGCAGGUGGAUGUGAACCCAAAUAUUGAGCCAGUAAGUGCUGAUUUACUCGACCAGGAGAGGUCAGGUGAAGCACUCUGUGUCCAAGGUCUUCGGAAAGUGUUCCCUGUUCCUGGAGGCGAGAAGGAAGCCGUGAAAGGACUGCAUUUGAACAUGUACUCGGGCCAGAUCACUUGUCUACUCGGACACAAUGGUGCUGGCAAGACGACGUUGAUUUCCAUGCUCACGGGUGUGACACCUCCCACUGCAGGCGACGCUACGUUCCAUGGUCUUUCGAUUCGUGAAGACAUGGACGAAGUCCGCGAGUCUCUCGGUAUCUGCUUCCAGCACGACGUCCUGUAUCCAGAGUUAUCAGUACAAGACCACCUUGAGUUCUACGCUCGCAUCAAAGGAUAUACUGGUGAAGAAUUGGCCGAUGAAGUUACUGCCAAGGUCCGUGAAGUCGGUCUUGUCGAUAAGCGGACUACGAUGAGUAGUGCGCUGUCUGGUGGCAUGAAGCGUAAACUAUCAGUGGCCAUUUCGCUGCUUGGGGACAGCUCACUGGUCUUCCUGGACGAACCGACUUCGGGUAUGGACCCGUACUCUCGACGAAGCACGUGGGAGAUCCUCAUGAACAACCGCCAGAACCGAGUGAUGGUGUUGACAACGCACUUCAUGGACGAAGCAGAUAUCCUAGGCGACCGUAUCGCUAUCAUGGCUGAAGGAGAGCUGCGGUGUUGCGGGUCGGCUUUGUAUCUAAAGAACCAGUUCGGAGUUGGCUAUAACCUGACCAUCGUGAAGGAAGAGAACUGUGACGACUCGAAGGUGAUCGACUUUGUAUCUCGUUACAUUCCGUCAAGUCGUGUGCUGAGCAAUGUUGGAACGGAGAUCGCGUUUCAGCUGCCUCUCGAUAGUUCGUCUCAAUUUCCUACGAUGUUCCGUAAGAUGGAUGAAAACCUCAGCAAGUUGCAGAUACUUUCGUAUGGUAUUUCGGUGACGACAAUGGAGGAAGUGUUCAUUAAAGUGGCAGAAGUGUCAGACGAAGACCAGCAGCAUACGCUACAGAACCGAGUCAAGCAGCAUGGAAUUACUUCUCAGGAAAGUAUCCCUAUCGUUGGAGACAAGCCAGCGGACGGACAUUACCAUGGACUUGAACGUACAGGUAGUUCGUUAGCACUGACACGUUCGAGAUCGAUUUUCUGGACUCAAAUGGUGGCAAUGAUCCAGAAGCGCUUCCGAAUGGCGAGGAGGGAUAAGAAGUUGUUCGUGGUGGGACUGCUGCUGCCAGUAGCGUGGUUGAUCUUUGGGUUGUCGAUAUUGAAGGCUGCAGGGCUCACCAAUGAUGACCCGUUCAUUGAGCUCAGCCUGUAUGGUCUAGAAGAUGAAGAAGGCCCAGUUUUGGUCCCGUCCUAUUGUGCUCAAAGCUCUGGAAGCUGGUGUGGAACAGCAUUGGGUAGUGCUUAUUACACUGGAGCGUCGAUUGUGACACUGAGCCAGGAUGAUAUCGGGAAUCCGCCGUAUUCAAGCGACUCCCCCACAGUAUUCGACGUUGAAUACAACGAUCCAAGCAUCAACGCUACCGACGCAACGGGUUAUCAACUGAAAGUGAGUCAAGAAAUCUUCAACCGGGCCUUUUCUGACGGGAUUUCGGAUCAGUUCGGAGGUUAUCUCAUUCGUGCAGACGAAGAAAGUAACGUGUUUGGCUACAACGUCCUGAUCAAUACGACGCUGACGCAUGGAUCGGUUGUCUUCAAGGCGUUCAUGGACCAGUCACUGUACCGAUUAAUGGCCACACAACAUGACUCCUCCAUCGGAGCUUCAGAUAUCAGUUUGACUGUGAACAACCACCCGCUUCCGCUGACCGCCGACAACACGGCGCUGUUUACGGCGUAUAUCUCGUUCACUUCGGUCCUGUUCAUCGUGAUUGCAUUCGCCUACUAUCCAGCGUCUAUCGUUGUCAUGCUGGUACGAGAGCGAUCACCAGACCACAAUUCCAAGCAUCAGCAACUGGUAUCUGGCGUUGGGAUCAACUCGUUCUGGACAGCCAACUACAUCUGGGACUUCACUGUCUUCUUAGUUCCUGCUGCGUUCGCGUUGAUAUUGAUUCAAGCCUACGAUCUCGCGACGCUCACUGGCUCAAGCUCCUGUGUCUCCUGUGACGACUCGACAUUUAUCGCGGUUAUUGUGCUACUACUUGUCUUUGGACUGGCGAUCUGCCCCCACGCGUAUUGCUGGUCGUAUCUUUUCAAAGACCCCGCGUCUUCACAGACGUACAUGAUCCUGAUCAACUUUAUCUUGGGUCUGGCACUCAUGAUCGUCUCCUUUGUGAUGCAAGUGAUCGAGAGCACGGAGAGUGCCGACAAGGCUCUCCAGUUCAUCUGGAGAUUGUCCCCACUCUUCUGUCUUGGUCGUGGACUUCUCAACUUGACAAUCAUCGAAAUCACGCAAACAGGAGGAGCUGAGGACGACGAUAAUAACAUCUCGAAAGACCCGUUCGCUCUGGAGAAUACAGGGUACGCGAUCGUCUACUUGAUCUUCGAUGCAGUGCUGUACUACGCGAUCGCUGUUGGUAUCGACUACGCCAUGACAUUCCCUAAGAUCAAGUCCGCCAUGUCCAAAGACCCCGAUAUUCCAGUUGAACACAAAGAAAUCGAUGAAGAUGUUAGAGAUGAAGUGGACCGAGUCCUGAUGGGUGGAGCAGAUAACGACACGAUCAAGCUACAAAACCUCCGUAAAGUGUACCGAAAAGGGGAGAAAGUGGCGGUACGAGAUCUGUCUUUUGGGCUCAAACAGGGCGAGUGUUUUGGUUUCUUGGGGAUCAACGGUGCUGGCAAGACAACGACCAUGAAGAUGUUGACGGGUGAUAUCGUGCCUACCUCUGGCAAUGCCACGCUCAGUGGAUACGACAUUUUGACGCAACAAGUGGAAGUUCGUCGCCAGAUCGGCUACUGCCCGCAGUUCGAUGCACUCAUUGACUUGUUGACUGUACGUGAGCAUCUCGAGUUGUUCGCAAAAAUCAAGGGAGUCCAGAGCUCGGACUUGGAUUUCGUAGUGCGCGAGAAGAUGGAGCAACUGAAUUUGACGGCGUUUGAAGACAAACUCGCGGGUAGUUUGAGUGGCGGCAACAAACGCAAGUUGUCUGUCGCUAUCGCGAUGAUCGGGUCACCCAGGAUCCUGUUCCUUGAUGAACCAUCCACUGGUAUGGAUCCUGUCUCCAGACGGUUUAUGUGGGAUGUCAUCUCCGAGAUCUCGACGUACAAUAAGGAGUCGACGGUGGUGCUGACCACGCAUAGUAUGGAGGAGUGCGAGGCGCUGUGCACUCGUGUCGGCAUUAUGGUCGGUGGGGAGCUCAAGUGUCUCGGCAGUGUGCAGCAUUUGAAGAAUCGGUUCGGUGACGGACUCAUGUUCGACGCGAAGUUGCAGACUCCAUCUGCAGAGGACGUCUCUGAACUUGUCCUGCGUCACUUUGACUCGGUCGACACUCGCAUCGAAGAGGGAGAUCUCACAGAGACUUGUCAGUUGUUCGGUAACGCGGCAUGGACACAGAAGAUCGUCAACACGCACCCGACUGGACACGCGAUCGCUAACCUUAUCAAGCGUGAUGGAUACGUCUCUGCCAAUAGCUUCGCGGCGUGGUGGAUCACUGAGACGAAGUUCGAGAAUGUGUUGGCGUUCUUACAGGAGAACUUCAGGUCGGUUGAGCUGCUGGAGCGUCAGCACGAUUCGUGCUGGUUCAAGAUCCACGACCAGCCAGCAGACGACGCCAAUAGCCUGCGUCUGUCGAAUGUGUUUGAGCUGGUGGAGAACGCCAAAUCUCGCUUGUCCAUUCGCGAGUACAGCGUCUCGCAGACCACAUUGGAACAGAUCUUCAACGCCUUCGCGAGCCAGCAGGAUGUGGAUGAGCCGGUCCUCAUCACGCCUACUAACAGCCCCAGCAACUCAGGAGGUACCAGGCGCGGGUUUCUUUCUCGUAUCCUGCAUCGGUAG
Messenger RNA from Phytophthora nicotianae INRA-310, 5952 nucleotides. RefSeq lists its product as hypothetical. Gene Ontology annotation, biological process: lipid transport; transmembrane transport. Gene Ontology annotation, cellular component: intracellular membrane-bounded organelle; membrane. Gene Ontology annotation, molecular function: lipid carrier activity; ATP binding; ABC-type transporter activity. The record is from RefSeq and is a predicted model, not a curated record. The transcript has a single exon. Lineage: Eukaryota; Oomycota; Peronosporomycetes; Peronosporales; Peronosporaceae. Bases 1 to 5952 code for a protein of 1983 amino acids.